Molecule: messenger RNA, 1407 nt
Organism: Eimeria maxima
Lineage: Eukaryota; Apicomplexa; Conoidasida; Eucoccidiorida; Eimeriidae
Exons: 5
Coding region: 1-1407 (468 amino acids)
Source: RefSeq, a predicted model, not a curated record
AUGCAGGAGGAGGAAUAUGAUCUCUAUGAAGACAUUGAGCCCCCCAUUCUACCGCAGCAGCAGCAGCAGCAGCAGCAGCAGCAGCAGCGGAAGGAUGGAGGGACAGCAGCAGCAGCACCACCAAAUGAGGGUUCAUCUCCGGCUGCUGCUGCAGCAGCACCAGGUAUAGCCGCUGCUGCUGCUGCAGCAGCAACAACACCUGCUGCUGCUGCUACCCUUACAGCUACCAGACCACCAGUACUAACAACAACAGCAGCAGCAGCAGCAGCAGUACCACCCCUCUUAUCCCCCACAGCAGCAACAGCAGCAGCAGCAGCUGUACCACCACCAGCAGCACCCUCACCAACAGCAGCACCAGCAGCAACAGCAACAGCACCAGCAGCAACAGCAGCAGCAGCAGCAGCAGAGGAAGAAGAAGAUGGUGUAGUAGUAGUAGGAGGAGAAGAGAAUUUAUCUCUUGUCUAUGAAGGACCAACUAAGGACAAUAGACCUAUUUGGUUUAAUGAAGUAAAUCUAAGAGAAGCAGCCCUCUUCUUUGGUCGUGUUAUCUGCUGCCGGCGCGAUGAGAUCUUUGCAUGCGUUGGCGCCACCGUUGAGCCGCUGCAGCCGCAGCAACAGCAGCAACAGCCGCAGCAACAGCAACAGCAGCAACAGCAGCAGCAGCAGCAACAGAGUGCAGCUUCAGCAGAUGUCCACCGCGGGCAGCAACCUCAGCAGCACCAGCAGCAACAGCAACAGCAACAGCAACAGCAGCAGCAGCAGCAGCAGCAGCAAGGGGAGUCUGCGCAGCAAAAGACAGGAAUAGCAGCCUUGUUUCCCUUCUUUGACCCCUCCGUGCUGCAGAUUGAUGAUGCUGAUGGCGGCGGCAGCAGCAGCAGCGAACACGAGGGCAGCAGCAGCACCGCCAACAGCAGCAGCAGCAGCAGCAGCGGUAGUAGUAGUAGUAGCACUAGUAGUAGUAGUAGUAGUAGUAGUAGUAGCAGCAGCAGCAGCAGCAGCAAUCCCCAGCCUAAGGUAUCGGGCAAGAGGGCAAGGAGAUCGAGAGCCAAGAGGCUUAAGGCAGAAGCAGCAGCAGCAGCUGCUGCUGCUGCAGGAGGCCCAGUAGACUGGCAGCAGCAGCAGCAACAACAACAGAGAUGGAUGCAGCACCAACAAUAUAUGUACCAUCAGCAGCAGCAGCAGCAAUUGCAGCAGCAGCAGCAGCAGCACAUGAUGCCUCCUCAUCCUUAUCAGCAGCAGCUGCACAUGAUGCAUCCUCCUCCCCCCCAUCACCACAUGCAGCAGCAGCAGCAGCAGCAACAGCAGCAGCAGCAGCAGCAACAACAACGAGUUAUGCCUCGUGGGGCUAAUGCUGUACCCUUAGGCUCGGGCAGUUCUUAUCCGAACUUUCUUCCUAAACACUUUUAG